Molecule: messenger RNA, 4020 nt
Organism: Closterium sp. NIES-65
Lineage: Eukaryota; Viridiplantae; Streptophyta; Zygnematophyceae; Desmidiales; Closteriaceae
Source: the annotation of a GenBank genome assembly
AUGGGAGAAGGGGAUGGAAUUUGGGAGAAGGGGAUGGAAUCUGGGAGAAGGGGAUGGAAUCUGGGAGAAGGGGAUGGAAUCUGGGAGAAGGGGAUGGAAUCUUGGAGAAGGGGAUGGAAUCUGGGAGAAGGGGAUGGAAUCUGGGGGAAGGGGAUGGAAUCUGGGAGAAGGGGAUGGAAUUUGGAGAAGGGGAUGGAAUCUGGAGAAGGGGAUGGAAUCUUGGAGAAGGGGAUGGAAUCAGGGAGAAGGGGAUGGAAUCUGGGAGAAGGGGAUGGAAUCAGGGAGAAGGGAUGGAAUUUGGGAGAAGGGGAUAGAAUCUGGGAGAAGGGGAUGGAAUCUGGGAGAAGGGGAUGGAAUCUGGGAGAAGGGGAUGGAAUCUGGGAGAAGGGGAUUGAAUCUGGGAGAAGUGGAUGGAAUCUGGGCGAAGGGGAUGGAAUCUGGGAGAAGGGGAUGGAUUCUGGGAGAAGGGGAUGGAGUCUAAGAGAAGGGGAUGGAAUUUGGGAGAAGGGGAUGGAAUCUGGGAGAAGGGGAUGGAAUCUGGGAGAAGGGGAUGGAAUCAGGGAGAAGGGGAUGGAAUUAGGGAGAAGGGGAUGGAAUUGGGGAGAAGGGGAUGGAAUCUGCGAGAAGGGGAUGGAAUCUGAGAGAAGGGGAUGGAAUCUGGGAGAAGGGGAUGGAAUCUGGGAGAAGGGGAUGGAAUCUGGUAGAAGGGGAUGGAAUCUGGGAGAAGGGGAUGGAAUCUGGGAGAAGGGGGUGGAAUCUGGGAGAAGGGGAUGGAAUCUGGGAGAAGGGGAUGGAAUUUGGGAGAAGGGGAUGAAAUCUGGGAGAAGGGGAUGGAAUCUUGGAGAAGGGGAUGGAAUCUGGGGGAAGGGGAUGGAAUCUGGGAGAAGGGGAUGGAAUUUGGAGAAGGGGAUGGAAUCUGGAGAAGGGGAUGGAAUCUUGGAGAAGGGGAUGGAAUCAGGGAGAAGGGGAUGGAAUCUGGGAGAAGGGGAUGGAAUCAGGGAGAAGGGAUGGAAUUUGGGAGAAGGGGAUAGAAUCUGGGAGAAGGGGAUGGAAUCUGGAAGAAGGGGAUGGAAUCUGGGAGAAGGGGAUGGAAUCUGGGAGAAGGGGAUGGAAUCUGGGAGAAGUGGAUGGAAUCUGGGCGAAGGGGAUGGAAUCUGGGAGAAGGGGAUGGAAUCUUUGAGAAGGGGAUGGAAUCUGGGAGAAGGGGAUGGAAUCUGGGAGAAGGGGAUGGAAUCUGGGAGAAGGGGAUGGAAUCUGGGAGAAGGGGAUGGAUUCUGGGAGAAGGGGAUGGAGUCUAAGAGAAGGGGAUGGAAUUUGGGAGAAGGGGAUGGAAUAUGGGAGAAGGGGAUGGAAUCUGGGAGAAGGGGAUGGAAUAUGGGAGAAGGGGAUGGAAUCUGGGAGAAGGGGAUGGAAUCUGGGAGAAGGGGAUGGAAUCUGGGAGAAGGGGAUGGAAUCAGGGAGAAGGGGAUGGAAUUAGGGAGAAGGGGAUGGAAUUGGGGAGAAGGGGAUGGAAUCUGCGAGAAGGGGAUGGAAUCUGAGAGAAGGGGAUGGAAUCUGGGAGAAGGGGAUGGAAUCUGGGAGAAGGGGAUGGAAUCUGGUAGAAGGGGAUGGAAUCUGGGAGAAGGGGAUGGAAUCUGGGAGAAGGGGGUGGAAUCUGGGAGAAGGAGAUGGAAUCUGGGAGAAGGGGAUGGAAUUUGGGAGAAGGGGAUGAAAUCUGGGAGAAGGGGAUGGAAUCUUGGAGAAGGGGAUGGAAUCUGGGGGAAGGGGAUGGAAUCUGGGAGAAGGGGAUGGAAUUUGGAGAAGGGGAUGGAAUCUGGAGAAGGGGAUGGAAUCUUGGAGAAGGGGAUGGAAUCAGGGAGAAGGGGAUGGAAUCUGGGAGAAGGGGAUGGAAUCAGGGAGAAGGGAUGGAAUUUGGGAGAAGGGGAUAGAAUCUGGGAGAAGGGGAUGGAAUCUGGGAGAAGGGGAUGGAAUCUGGGAGAAGGGGAUGGAAUCUGGGAGAAGGGGAUGGAAUCUGGGAGAAGUGGAUGGAAUCUGGGCGAAGGGGAUGGAAUCUGGGAGAAGGGGAUGGAAUCUUUGAGAAGGGGAUGGAAUCUGGGAGAAGGGGAUGGAAUCUGGGAGAAGGGGAUGGAAUCUGGGAGAAGGGGAUGGAAUCUGGGAGAAGGGGAUGGAUUCUGGGAGAAGGGGAUGGAGUCUAAGAGAAGGGGAUGGAAUUUGGGAGAAGGGGAUGGAAUAUGGGAGAAGGGGAUGGAAUCUGGGAGAAGGGGAUGGAAUAUGGGAGAAGGGGAUGGAAUCUGGGAGAAGGGGAUGGAAUCUGGGAGAAGGGGAUGGAAUCUGGCAGAGGGGGAUGGAAUCUGGGAAAAGAGGAUGGAAUCGGGGAUAAGGGGAUGGAAUCUGGGAGAAGUGGAUGGAAUAUGGGCGAAGGGGAUGGAAUCAGUGAGAAGGGGAUGGAAUCUGGGAGAAGGGGAUGGAAUCUGGGAGAAGGGGGCAAAUCUGGGAGAAGGAGAUGGAAUCUGGGAGAAGGGGAUAGAAUCUGGGAGAAGGGGAUGGAAUCUGGGAGAAGGUGAUGGAAUCUGGGAGAAGGGGAUGGAAUCUGGGAGAAGGGGAUGGAAUAUGGGAGGAGGGGAUGGAAUCAGGGAGAAGAGGAUGGAAUCUGGGAGAAGGGGAUGGAAUCUGGGAGAAGGGGAUGGAAUCAGGGAGAAGGGGAUGGAAUUAGGGAGAAGGGGAUGGAAUUGGGGAGAAGGGGAUGGAAUCUGCGAGAAGGGGAUGGAAUCUGAGAGAAGGGGAUGGAAUCUGGGAGAAGGGGAUGGAAUCUGGGAGAAGGGGAUGGAAUCUGGUAGAAGGGGAUGGAAUCUGGGAGAAGGGGAUGGAAUCUGGGAGAAGGGGGUGGAAUCUGGGAGAAGGAGAUGGAAUCUGGGAGAAGGGGAUGGAAUUUGGGAGAAGGGGAUGAAAUCUGGGAGAAGGGGAUGGAAUCUGGGAGAAGGGGAUGGAAUCUGGGGGAAGGGGAUGGAAUCUGGGAGAAGGGGAUGGAAUUUGGAGAAGGGGAUGGAAUCGGGAGAAGGGGAUGGAAUCUUGGAGAAGGGGAUGGAAUCAGGGAGAAGGGGAUGGAAUCUGGGAGAAGGGGAUGGAAUCAGGGAGAAGGGAUGGAAUUUGGGAGAAGGGGAUAGAAUCUGGGAGAAGGGGAUGGAAUCUGGGAGAAGGGGAUGGAAUCUGGGAGAAGGGGAUGGAAUCUGGGAGAAGGGGAUGGAAUCUGGGAGAAGUGGAUGGAAUCUGGGCGAAGGGGAUGGAAUCUGGGAGAAGGGGAUGGAAUCUUUGAGAAGGGGAUGGAAUCUGGGAGAAGGGGAUGGAAUCUGGGAGAAGGGGAUGGAAUCUGGGAGAAGGGGAUGGAAUCUGGGAGAAGGGGAUGGAUUCUGGGAGAAGGGGAUGGAGUCUAAGAGAAGGGGAUGGAAUUUGGGAGAAGGGGAUGGAAUCUGGGAGAAGGGGAUGGAAUCUGGGAGAAGGGGAUGGAAUAUGGGAGAAGGGGAUGGAAUCUGGGAGAAGGGGAUGGAAUCUGGGAGAAGGGGAUGGAAUCUGGCAGAGGGGGAUGGAAUCUGGGAAAAGAGGAUGGAAUCGGGUAUAAGGGGAUGGAAUCUGGGAGAAGUGGAUGGAAUAUGGGCGAAGGGGAUGGAAUCAGUGAGAAGGGGAUGGAAUCUGGGAGAAGGGGAUGGAAUCUGGGAGAAGGGGGCAAAUCUGGGAGAAGGAGAUGGAAUCUGGGAGAAGGGGAUAGAAUCUGGGAGAAGGGGAUGGAAUCUGGGAGAAGGUGAUGGAAUCUGGGAGAAGGGGAUGGAAUCUGGGAGAAGGGGAUGGAAUAUGGGAGGAGGGGAUGGAAUCAGGGAGAAGAGGAUGGAAUCUGGGAGAAGGGGAUGGAAUCUGGGAGAAGGGGAUGGAAUCAGGGAGAAGGGGAUGGAAUUAGGGAGAAGGGGAUGGAAUUGGGGAGAAGGGGAUGGAAUCUGCGAGAAGGGGAUGGAAUCUGAGAGAAGGUGA